This is a messenger RNA of Anoplopoma fimbria (sablefish), 7762 nucleotides long. RefSeq names its product tensin 1a (gene tns1a). Lineage: Eukaryota; Metazoa; Chordata; Actinopteri; Perciformes; Anoplopomatidae. Gene Ontology annotation, molecular function: protein binding. Gene Ontology annotation, biological process: fibroblast migration. The record is from RefSeq and is a predicted model, not a curated record. The transcript has 31 exons. Bases 199 to 4833 code for a protein of 1544 amino acids.
GGCAGAGGGGGAGAGAGCGUGAGAAAAAGUGGCAGCGGUGUGCAGGUCACCACAUCAUGUCAACUAACUACCAACUAUGAUCUGCCUCCCACUCCUCAGCUGCCAUUAAAGCAUGUAGAUACACCGGGAUCCACGAGGUCCUGCAAGAGUGUGGAGAUAAGGCGAAAGCAGUCCCAGAUUCAGAGUGUGAUUCAGGCCAUGGAGGAGAGCUAUGAGGUGGACCUGGUCUACAUCACAGAGAGGAUCAUCUCUGUCUGCUUCCCCGCCGGCGCCGAGGAGCACAGCUACACCACCAACCUCAAGGAGGUGGCAACGAUGCUGCGGUCCAAACAUGGCGAGCACUAUCUGAUUCUCAACCUGAGCGAGUGGAGGAGUGACUUAUCAAAGUUGAACCCUAAGGUUGUGGAGUUCGGAUGGCCGGACCACCACGCACCGGCACUGGACAAGAUCUGCAGCAUGUGCAAGGCCAUCGACACGUGGCUCAAUGGAGACCCACGCAACGUAGUGGUUCUGCACAACAAGGGGAACCGAGGUCGAACAGGGGUGGUGGUGGCUGCGUACAUGCACUACAGCAACAUAUCCGCAAGUGCUGACCAGGCGUUGGACAGGUUUGCCAUGAGGCGCUUCUACGAGGACAAAGCACUUCCUGUGGGCCAGCCGUCACAGAUAAGGUAUGUGCGAUACUUCAACGGCCUCCUUUCCGGACACAUAAAGAUCAACAACAAGCCUCUGUUCCUGCAUCAUGUCAUCAUGCACGGCAUACCCAACUUUGAGUCCAAAGGAGGCUGCCGUCCUUUCCUGAAGAUCUACCAGGCAAUGCAACCAGUCUAUACGUCAGGAAUAUACAAUGUGCAAGGAGACAGCAACACCAGUAUCUGCAUCACUAUCGAGCCCGGCCUGCUUCUGAAGGGAGACAUCCUGUUGAAGUGUUACCACAAGAGGUACAGGAACUCCACCAGGGACGUGAUGUUCAGGGUGCAGUUCCACACCUGCGCCAUCCACGACCUCGGGGUGGUGUUUGGGAAGAAUGAGCUGGAUGAUACCUUCAAAGGUAACGGCUCUCUGGAUGAGCGGUUCCCAGAGUAUGGGAAGGUGGAGUUUGUUUUCUCAUAUGGACCAGAAAAAAUCAAAGGCCUGGGCCACCUAGAGAACGGGCCAAGCGUCUCUGUGGACUACAACACCCAGGACCCUCUGAUCCGCUGGGACUCGUACGAGAGCUUCAGCCAGCACUGCGAGGACACUGUGGAUGGCGAGCAAGAUGUUGUUCACACCCAAGGUCCACUUGAUGGAAGCCUAUAUGCACGAGUCCGCAAGAAAGACUCCCUGGAGGGAGUUGUCACCAUCAAUGGCCUCCCAGUCCAUGAAAACCCCUUGACCAAUGCCGAGAACCCGUUACAACACCCCAGUCAUCCCCUCCAAACCACUGAGCAGACCCUUCCUGUGACAGGCCACGCCUCCCUCCCUGCCGUCGAUCACACCCUCUCCGUGAGCAGCGACUCAGGCAACUCCACCGCCUCCAUCAAGACCGAUCGCACUGAUGAGCACAGCCAGUCUGUGCAGGGCGCCGUGAACCACAACAACCCAACAGCGACCCAACCACCGCUCAGCCCGCAGGAGAAGAGAGAGCUCGACCAGCUUCUGAGCGGCCUCGAAGCACCAACCCAACAACGACAAGCCUACCUGUCCACGUCCACCAGUCCAGGAGGAGGUGUCCGACAUCUGGUCCCAGCGCAGGUGCACGUCAACGGAGGCCACACCAGGCUGGUUGGCGCCGCUUCAACAGAGGAGCGUGAGACAGAAAUUCUAGACGACGAGCUGCCUAACAGCCAAGAGGGCAACAGUGUGGACAGCCUGGGAACAAUCUCAUCCCUGGAGGGCCAGGCCACACCGGCUGACCUCUACUACCAAUCACAGACGCCCACCGGCAGGCAGAACGACGGACCCUACCUUGAGAGAGUUGUUCUCGGGGAAAAGUUGAGCGAGAUGCCCGUGCACGGAGUACGAACGCCCACGACAAUGCAAGAGAGGUCUGUUGACUCUGCAUCGCCGCAGGGGGGAUACAGCAACUACCAGAACGGAGAAGGGAUGUACCGUUCACAGUCCUUUGGGAAUCCGGCGGCCAGCAGCCCAGAGACCAACCAGAAACUGAUGCCCAGGGCCCCAGAGAGGAGCACCAGUAGCCGGGAGGCUGUUCAAAGAGGUCUCAACACCUGGCACCAGUAUAGUCUCCCAGAUGAUCCCUUUGGCCCUCCUCUUCAGUCAACCCAUAGCUUGCCCCACUUCCCCACCUCAGCCUCUCAGCGGGACAUUGAGCAGUCCAUUGAGGCGCUCAACAUGCUCAUGCUUGACCUGGACCCUAUCAACUCCCACAUGUCAAAGUCCCACAGUGCACCUCCUGGGGAGGACAGCCUCAGUUCAUCCCAGGCACCUUUCUCGCAGACCCUUGCAAGACCCUCAUACCAAGCAGACUCUGCCAUCCAUGGCUACAACAACUCCGGCUCUGUCAACAACUCCUUUCAUCAGCCCCUGAGGCCGACUGGGAGAGCGUUGCCCAACCAGAGCCCCCUAAUGGAGUCCCCAGUCUAUUCUCCCCAGAGGUCCAACGCUGGCUACCAACACCAAAACACCACCCCUACACACACCCCAGAGCCCUACCUCCAAACACGCCAAGCAGCCCACCAUUACCCCCCAGAUCCAUCCCCCAGUUUCAACCAGCAGGUGCCAGUGAAGCCUGUGAACUCGUAUCCAGGAAGCGGGGUUUCCCACUCCCCGGACCUGCAGGGCUCGUCUCCUUAUCCAGGCUACAGUGCUUCUUCCUCUCCUCUACCCACACUCACCCCCCAGCCAAAAGACACGUCUUCUACUUCCUUGCCAAGAGAAAAAGAUGCAGAGGAGGAGACGCUUAACUUGGAGGGCCUGGUGGCUCACCGCAUCGCACGGGUUCGGUCCAGAGGAAUGACCCCAGAAGUGACGCAGGAGACGGGUCGACGUCGGACAACCAGUGAGGGACAGUACCAGAGCAGCCAUGAUAACACGCCGAUGGUGGAUUCACCGGAUUUCGCCCACAAUCUGUCCCUCAACCCGGGAGGACGACCCAGAGAGGGUCACAUGCACAGCUACCGGGAGGCGUUUGAGGACGACGACGCAGAAGAGUUUGACAACAGUCCCGCCUUCGGAGGCGGUGGUGAGAAUUCCCCCCCGACCCCCAGCUUCCCUGUGUCGCCACAGACUCCUUACUUCAACAUGUCUCGCUCUCCUCCAGGUUUGACUAAGACUCCUCUGUCAGCGCUGGGACUGAAGCCUCAUCACCAGGGCGGAUCAGAUAAUCGCAGUUUUGGGGACCCCAGAGCACAACCAUUCAACGUUCCUCUCUCCUCCAGCAGUCCCGUCCACGGCGCUGAUGGAAGGAGGCUGGGUUCUUCGCCGCACAGUCCGGUCCCCUCCUACCCUUACAGACCCGCCUCCCCCGAGGGCUCCCAGGUGAACAUCAUGGGCGUCCACACCGUCCCCGGCAGCCCCAACACCCUCCACCGCACAGUGGCCACCAACACGCCGCCAAGCCCUGCCCUGCAGAGACGACUGGGUCAAGCUAGCCCCUCACUGGCCAGACACACUACUGCAGCCGGCAUCCCCUCCAGCCCUCUGAUUGGCCGAAACCCUAAAACGGCAGGAGCUGGCGUGCCCCCCAGCCCACUGAUGGGGCGCCGCACUAUGACGAGUGGUCACAGCACACCUGACGAGCUGGGGGCUGCUUCUCGGCAGGGGAGCGCCCAACCGCCCUCCACGCCUGCCUUCCCCGUCUCCCCACAGCUGCCGGAGAAGAGGCACAUGUCCAGCGGAGAUGUUGAGAGGACGGACAACAAGAACCUGACGCCGGCCAGCGGUGGCAGCACACCAAACCUGACUGGCGCACACACACUCCCAGACGUCUCCAAGUCCAUAUACGAUGGUUAUCCAGACAUUAAGAUGAAUGUCAAGUUUGUCCAGGACACCUCCAAGUUCUGGUACAAGCCAGACAUCACCAGAGAGCAGGCCAUCAAUGUGUUGAAGGACAGGGAGCCCGGUGCGUUCAUCAUAAGGGACAGCCAUUCCUUCAGAGGAGCCUACGGUUUGGCCAUGAAGGUGGCCUGCCCCCCACCAACCAUCCAACAGAACAAAAAAGUUGGUGACAUGACUAAUGAGCUGGUGAGGCACUUCCUGAUUGAGACGAGCCCCAAAGGAGUCCGUCUGAAGGGUUGUCCUAAUGAGCCCUACUUUGGUUGUCUUUCGGCUCUGGUGUACCAACACUCGAUGACUCCACUGGCUCUGCCCUGUAAGCUGAUGAUCCCCGCCAAAGACCCAAAUGAGGAGGCGUUGGAGCUCGCCACACCUACUGACCCAGUUGUUGAACUUCUGAAGCAGGGAGCAGUUCAUAAGGUUCCUGAGGAAGCCCAUGCGUGCAAUGUCUUCUACAUCAACUCCGUGGACAUGGAGUCUCUCACGGGGCCUCAGGCCAUUGCCAAGGCGAUCAGUCUUACACUGGCGACCAACCCUCUGCCUGCAGCGACCACCGUCCACUUCAAAGUGUCCACGCAGGGCAUCACGCUCACGGACAGUCAGAGGAAACUUUUCUUCAGGCGACACUAUCCCAUCAACACGGUGACCUACUGCGACAUUGAUCCCCAGGACAGAAAAUGGGGCAAAGAAGGAGGUGGCUCAGUAAAGCUUUUUGGAUUCGUGGCGAGGAAACAAGGAAGCACAACAGACAACGUCAGCCACCUGUUCGCUGAGCUGGACCCAGAUCAGCCUGCCUCCGCGAUCGUCAGCUUCGCCUCCAAAAUGAUGAAGCGGUGAAACCCACGGCGUCUGAAUGGCAGUGGCCAUUUUGAAAAUCUUCCUUCGUCAUUGGUGUCUUUUUCCGCCAAGACUCGAUGAUGUCCUUUUCUUUCUGUUUCCUGUUGGUUUGUUUCUGUUUCCCUUCUCUCUCUCUUUUUCUCUCUGCCUUGCUGGUUUGUCUUUUUUGGAAGAGUCUCUAUUUGAGGGAUUUGGUGUGGAUCCAGAGUGGCGCUAGAGGAAGUGUGGUGUGGAACCGUGAACGUGACAAACAUGGAGGCCAUCGAAGGGAGAAAAAGUACUAACAGGGGAACCUGUACUAGAAGAAAAAGCUAGUUAAAGACUUAAGGAACAAUGCUAAGUUCUGUCGAGGAACACGUAAGGACUCGUAUGUUUCAGGGUUUUCCGUUGUCGUUUUUGUUGAUUGAUUUACCAAAGGUAGUUGCAAUACAAGUGCAAGAAAGAUGUAGCUAUUAAGCCAUUAUUAUUUCCUCUUUUCAAAAGAUGAAGCAUUGAACAAAAAAGAAAAAAAAAAAAGAAAAGAAAUACGGUUUCUUCUUGAACUUGUCUUCAGGAAAAAAGUUGGCCUUGAUGGCUUUUAGCAAAACAGUGUCUGAAGACCUUAUGCAUGUUAGCUUGAUCUUUAAGCUUGGUUCUUCUAUCUUCCACAAAAAUCAUUGUGAAAUCCUUAGAGUGGUCAUUUUUCGGGUCUGUUGUGUGUUGGAAAGGGCUCUGCAGUGAAACAACGACUGAUCUAAACUGCGCAUAGCAAACCAGACUUUUAAAAAAAAAAAAAACUAAAAAACGCCACGCUAAGUAAGGUCACCGCACCUUGUGUCAAUGCACACUCGCAUCACCUUGACGUCCGGUCCAAGCCUGAUCUCUCUCUCAAAAACUCGCUUAUUGGAUUUCCUGAAAUCAGCAAGCUCCUGAUAGCAUGGCAGUCGGAGAGAGGAAGACUGUUUGUCCACAAGAUGGCGCCACUCCUUCAGGCUUGGACCCGCUCCCUGAGCGUCACAUUGACUCGCCCCAUCACCAACUGCUUGCAGUAGUGGAUCUGUUGAUAGACGCUGCCACUGAAACACACUGGAAAUCACCAGGGACUGGCCCAAUGACCUGGACCUAUGCACUGUUCUUUAUGCAUGUUGUUGUCCCAAAUUGCACCCUCCCUCAUAGCUACAUUCAACAUCACUGAAAACAUUCUAUGCUGUGUGCUAAAAAUGACUUUAAAACCUUUAGACAAGUACACUGAGGUUGUAUGACUUGUCAAAGACUGCAUGAAAUAGACAAACAUUUUUGUACUCUUCUCAGAGUCCUGAAAAGAAGUAGACAACCCAUUGUUGAAGUAGUCACAUGAUGGCGAGAUGCUAUAUUUUUACUUUCGUUAUGUUUGGUCCAUUUGAGCCAGGGUUACCUUUCACUGUACCAAUGAUGGUCCGGUCUUUGUUUUUCCUUCCACAGUGUCGUCAAAAUUUACAUUUAGAUACCUUUUAGGGCAAAGAAGAAGAAGAAGAAAAAAAAAGGAGUUUCCACACUGUGCGCAAAAUGCCUGCUUGUUGAACACACGCUGAACCAUUCACAAUAAGCUAAGGAAAACUGAUAUAAAUGUACAUAGAUAUACUACUUUGAAAGGUGACAUAGCGAAAAAGUAUUUAUUUUUGUUGCUUUGGUCCCUCAUGAUUACUCAUAUAUACAUAUAUUGUACAGUCUAGAUAAAGAAGAUUACCUAAUGGGUUGAGAAAAAAAAUAUAUACUUAUUUUGGCUAAUGAUUUCAAAGUCUGACGAUUUUGAAAUGUGUUUGAAUAUAUGGUGUACAUUACUUUGUACAUGUAUAUGUUUGUUUUCGGCUCGUCAUGUUUUUUGUUUUUUCAUUUUUGCGUUCUCUCAGAACGAGGAAGGGCAUGAAUGAGAUAGAAGCGUCUGGAUUGCAUGGACAGAAGCAUUUGAGUGUGUUUCAGCAGCAGAAACACACUCUUAGAAGCAGAUGCGUUGUAGCUGGUAGAUCAUGUCGAUUUUUAGAAAAAAAAAGGGAAGCACGAAAAAGUCUAGAAGCCAACCUCAAAUGCAAUAUGAAAACAGCUGUAUGCACCCAUGACAGUUUCAUUUAUCAUUUUGCCAAAGAUUCAAACACUUUAUGCUGCAUGUCGCUUUUUACGUUGCUACUCCAUUUUUGUGUUUUACACUUUACUCCCUGUUCAGCUUUAGCAGCAGAUUUCAGAAAGCUCAACCAGUGUUAUUGGUCAUGCAACUAACACAAGGGGCCCUUGGGUUUAUACAGCGAGACGUUCAUCUCAUUCAGAUGACUUAUUAUCAAUUAGUUUUUACUGGUGUCUCAAUGCUCCAAAAAAUGUGCCCACCUCCAUCAGUUGUUCAAGAGAGAACAGGUCUGUUUUGCCCCAGUUGGAAGUAUGUAAACAAAGCACUUACAUUCACAAUACCAAAAGAAGAAAUCCCACAUGGGUGUCAUUGCUGAAAGGUAAAUGAAAAGUCACUGAUUUAUUUAUUCUUAUUUAUUUUCAUUUUUUUUCCUGACAUGUUUAAAAAAAAAAAUCUUGUUUCAUUGUCGCAUCAUAGCAGUUUUAACGGUCAGUGUUAACGGAUGGAGGAAUGUAUGGUGGCGCUUUACUGAGAGCAAAGAGGUACACUGCACUUAAAUCGACUACUAACAAGCUUUGUGCCAUUUUUAGUCAUUUUGAGAAAAAGAAAAAAACACUAAAUUAAAAAAAUUAAAUCUAAAAAUGCAUUUUACCUGUUGGCUUUGAGUCAAGAGUUACCUUGUUUCAGUGAAAAAGAAGAGAUUUGUGACCCCUAUGUACAGAUGGGACUUGUUGUAUGAAUGUGAUACUAUGAAUGUACAAAAGGGUCUCGGAUUUUGUUUGCGCUUAUCAUUUACAUUAUAUUGUCAUGGCUUACCUGUUCCUAAGGAGAAAAAAAAACAUUAAAGCAAUA